AUGGCGCUCCGACUGCGAAAGGACGUCCAGAAGGCGUCCUACUACGUGUGGUUCCUGGGUGCGCAGGAAGCGAAAGCGUUGCGCGGUUCCCGCACGCUGCUCCCGAUGAUCCCGCGCAUGGUGGAGAAAUCGAAGGAACAGGAGCCGCUAAAGGUUACGCUGCAGGUUUCGCACAAGGGUCUCAAAAUCGUCCAGGGAUCGGCCAAGCACUUCAUUCCGCACGGCGCCAUCACGUGCUCGGUGCAGACGGAAGACGUCGUGGCCUGCACGCUGCUGCUGUACAACCCGGCCACCAAGUGCCCGCUGCACGUGCACGCCUACCGGUGCGACUCGGAACUAACGGCCCAGGCGCUGCACGACCAGCUCCAGAUACUGAUCAACCGACCGGAAAACCAGAAACGCUACACCGAGCUGGAGGCACGUCUCGGCUUAGCAACGCAGCUAACCGGAGGUCCGUGCGGUGGCCAGCCGGGCGCAGUAGCAGCAGCCUCACACCCGACCGCCAUCCCGGAGCACGCGGCGCGGAACCGGAUGCCACGCGGGCGGUUCGGCGGCUCGCCGGGACGCGGGCGCGGCCCCUACCCGGACUCGCACUCGCAGCACGGCAGCAGCGACACCGGCACCAGCACCCGCGAGUCCGAGUGCUCCGAGGAGCAGCAGCACUCCCCGACCAGCCCCGUCUCGCCGCUGAUCAGCCAGUCCAAGCUGUACGACUCGCUGGCGGCCGAGUUGCGCGAGAAGCUGAGCGGCGGCGUCCCGUUGCUCCUGCCGACGAAGGACUACGGUGGUGGUGCCACCGGUGACAAGAGCAGCCCAACCGGGCCCGAUGCAGCCAGCCGACGGAUUCGCAAUGGCGGCGGCUCGAUCACACCGUCCACCGGGCACAACAAGCACGGCGUCUCGUCGCGCGGCUCAUCCGGCAUCGGCUCCGACCUGGCGCCCAGCCCAGAACGCCACGAACCGCAGAGCUCCAGCGAAGACGAAUGGGUGAACGACCCGGAACCGGCCUUGCGUGGAUCCUCGCCCAAUCUGGCCGGUGGACGGCCGGCACUGGACGGCGGCCGGGGCUAUCGGGACGAUCCGCCAGCGACGCGCAUGAGCAAGUACCGGGAACCUCCGGCCGCGGCCUACCUGUACCCGAAUGUCCGCGAGGAACCGGUCCGCCCGCGGCACCAGCGUUCGUCGAGCCGCGAGGAAAAGCGCAGCCUGCAGGGGUCGGUCAACUCGCACGAGGAGGAAGUGCGACCGAUCAUCACCAACCACACGCCCCGCUACCGGAGUGCCUUCAAGGCUUCGGAGGAGUACCUCGAGGAGCGCCGCAAGAAGCUCCACGGCGACGGCGGCAAGAAGUACCACGACGAGCGGGCCGAUCACGGUGGCGCUGGACGGCGCAGUGGCCGCAGCUACCCGUGCGCAGACGAGCGGCCGGAUGAUGCGCCCGGUGCGGACAUGUUCGACUACCGGAAGCCACCAGCCGAUCGGUACUUCGAGGCCGAGUACGAACGGGACCGGGCGAACGCGUACCGUGAAAACCUGACCGAUCGGCAGAAGUACCGCGAGAUCGUUGGCAGCGAUGGGCCAACCAAGUACGUGCGUAACGGGUACGAACGCCGGGGUCCCUCGGUGAGCUACGAAGACUCGAGACCCGGCUACCGGGAGUACUCCCCGGAGCGCAUUCCGUCCUCGGCCCGUGGCACGUACACGGCGCAAGACCACGCGUUCGGUGAGCGGAAGGAUUUCAAGGUCGAGCGAACCGAACCGUACCAGCGGGGCGAGUCCCAGCCGCAUCACGGUGCGCCACCGGCCUCGAGAACUCGAGGCGAGGCCGCUCAUAAGUCGGAUCGGAGUGCCCGGUACUCCCGCGGCGAUCAGCACGAUGGUGGUGAAGGGCGAAGGGUGGCCUAUCGGGGGCCGCCGGAUGACACUCACGGUGGGCCGGCUGCUCAGGCGGCGGUCUACCGCGUACCGAUGGGCGAGGAUCACGAACGGUACCGAGAGGAGCCGCAGCCGUCGAGCAAGGGCCGAGUCGGGUACAAGAUGGCGGACAAGUACGAGGAACGCUGGCGUCAAGAAGCAUCCGCCAUGCAGGGUCCGGAGCGAUACGGAGCGUCCGGAGUGGAGCCGCAGUCGGUCGGCAGCGGUCGCCGCUAUCACCGGGACGACCCGAAACAGGCGCAACCAGCGAUGGAUGGGCCACGCAAGAAGAGUGUCGAGAUACGCACGAGCUCACCGGAAUCGACGAUGCACCGGAUCUCGCCGAAGGAUCGUUUCCAAACGGCGAAGGAAAAGUUUCAACAGAUGGAGCGCGACCGGCACGAACAGGAGGAACGGAUCGAGCAGGAGCGGCUGGAACGGGAACGGUUGCUGCACAGCAAGCGCACGGUCGAGCUUCACCACACCACCGUUGCACCGACCCGCCGAGGAUCGCUGGAACCGGUGGCGCACGCUAGCUCGCACGAAAGCACCGGCUGGAGCUCCGAGGAGGAUAUGCCCCGGCCAUCCAGGGGUCAUUCACGGUCCAACGGAAGCACGGGUGGUAAGCCGGGUGCUGGUGGCCUGCAGCAGUCGGCCGGGUAUCGCGAGCUGUCGCCCGCCGAACGCUACCCCGGCCUGGACCGGGAGCCGCCCAGCCACCGGAUGAUGCCGGCCAAGAGCCUCAGCAACCUGGUGAAGGGCUACCGGCACAGCUAUGCCGAGCCGAGAGCACCGCCCGUUUCCCGCAGCAGUGGACGCGUUGGGCUGGCUGCCGUAAACCCGUACUGAGGGCAGCAGGAUCAGGACCAUCUCAUCCGCCGGAUCGACGCGAAACGUGCGCGUUGUGAAAUAGAA
This is a messenger RNA of Anopheles bellator, 2829 nucleotides long. RefSeq lists its product as uncharacterized. Bases 1 to 2763 code for a protein of 920 amino acids. Lineage: Eukaryota; Metazoa; Arthropoda; Insecta; Diptera; Culicidae. The transcript has 5 exons. The record is from RefSeq and is a predicted model, not a curated record.